Cryptococcus wingfieldii CBS 7118 is the source of this 1104-nucleotide messenger RNA. RefSeq lists its product as hypothetical. The record is from RefSeq and is a predicted model, not a curated record. Lineage: Eukaryota; Fungi; Basidiomycota; Tremellomycetes; Tremellales; Cryptococcaceae. The coding region runs from base 1 to 1104 and encodes 367 amino acids. The transcript is spliced from 3 exons.
AUGGCGCCCGGUAAGACGCUCCGCUGGGUUGAUGAAGCCUUGGGCUCCACCACCAUGACCACAACACUUCCCCCAUCCUCUCGCGCCUCUUCCCAAAGCGGCUUCACAUCAUCACAUUCUCCAAGUCUCGUCGACCGGAUUGAGAUUGCGCAACCUGCGAGGGAAAGAGGGGGAUUGCGCUCGGGGUUGGCGUCGUUCGCAUCUGCCAAGGCGACUUCUGUCGCGGAACGGUUGAAGCCAAGACCGUACUCCGAAUUAUACGAAUCCUCCCGCCGCUCCUCACGGCCGCCAUCAGACAACGUCCACUUCCACGUCCGCUCUUCACACCACGACUCCUCCUCCUCAUCUUCCUCUUCAGGGUCAGACAACUCCAAUACAGCUUCUCAGUCCAUAGAAGACUGGGUCGAUCAACAAGCGGACCUCGGGCUAUCGUCCAAUGCCUGGCCCGCUAGUAUAGCGCCGACAGCCAACCACUACGUCUCUGGAUCUUCUCAAUCGAGCGCCCCAAGGAUACGAUCGUGGAACUCUUCGGUUUGGAGUCAGCCUCAAAUGCCGCCUAGUACUGGACCGCAGGAGGGGCCAAGGGGAAUCCUGAAACGUAGUGCGACGCCGAGUAAUGGUCCCUGGUCUUCUGCCUAUUCUUCCUCCAAGCUAUCAUACGGUCAAUCAUCGAAAAGCUCCAACACGGAGUCGGACGAUAUUGUCUCGAUCUUGAGGUCUGUCUUGUCCGAGGCCCUUAGCUCUCGAGCCGACUACAACAGAAAACCGGCUUCAACAUAUGUCUCCUCGCGGGUUCCAAGCGCAUCCCGCCCUUCAUCAUCCCACUUCUCCUCUUCCCCAUCAUCCCUCCGCCUCAAAGUGAACAUAUACAACAAUUCCGGCCCUGCCUCUUCCUCUUCGGGAAGCACCGUUCCGUCUUUCGACAUGGCUCGUGACCUCGGGCCCGACGUCUUGGAACGCCGCCGCAUACACGCAAAGAGGCAAGCUUUCAACAGCGACGUGCGGAGCUUGGCAGUGAGCUAUGGGUAUGUGGAGCCAGAAGGUAAAAAGCUAGAGGGUACUGGGCCGGGAGCGGGAAGAAGACUGGGCACUUGGAAUGAUUAG